AUGGGAAAAUCGAAAAUCGCCUUAUGGCGCGAAAUGGAACAAUUUAAGCGACAAAUGCUUUUGAAUCCCGGUUACGAACUUACAGAGAGUGAAAUCGCUUCAUUUCAACCCUCUCCUCCCCCAAGACGCCAACCACGUCAAAAAGCUCAGGCACCGAGUUACGACCCCAUGUCUGAAUACCCAGCAGACGAUGACAACAAUACGACCGUCGUCUUGCAUAAUUGCACCAUGGACCCUACACCGGCUCCAGCACCUCGCAAGCGUCGACGAAUCCGUAUCCGUUCGUCUGUACCUAUCGUUAAGGCUGUACCUGCGAAAGUCAGUCCUGCUGAAGCCAAGAAGGAAAGGGCCAUCAGGUACCAGAGAAAACUGGAGGUUUUAGCCAACAAGUGGGGCAAAGUGCUUAACAACAUGUGCGUUAACUACCUUGUUUUUGUUGGUCAGCAAGGUGGCUUGCCAUCCACCGAGAUUGUUUCUCCAGUUGCAAUCGAUUGCCAAUGUGGUAGUGAAAAAGUACUUCUGACAAAGACUGUCAUGAACUCAUUUCAUCAUGUCCUAGAUCAUGCCUUGAUUUUAAACCCUUGUGAAACCUUGUCCUAA
This is a messenger RNA of Mucor mucedo, 600 nucleotides long. RefSeq lists its product as uncharacterized. The transcript has a single exon. The record is from RefSeq and is a predicted model, not a curated record. The coding region runs from base 1 to 600 and encodes 199 amino acids. NCBI's taxonomy places the organism in Eukaryota, Fungi, Mucoromycota, Mucoromycetes, Mucorales, Mucoraceae.